Messenger RNA from Prunus armeniaca (apricot), 552 nucleotides. NCBI's taxonomy places the organism in Eukaryota, Viridiplantae, Streptophyta, Magnoliopsida, Rosales, Rosaceae. The record is from the annotation of a GenBank genome assembly.
AUGGCGUCUCCCAAGAAAUCAAAGAAAAGCAAGAAAGAUAGGAAAUUGAAGAAAAACUUAAGCUUGGUUCCAGUCGAGCCCAAAGCCGCAGACUCUGACUGGUGGGAUAGUUUCUUCAACCCAAGGCACACAGGUUGGAGUGGACUUGAUGAAGGCAUCAUUAAAGGCAACUGCUCCGCUUCAGAUGAUACCAAGAAAAGAAAUACCAGUUUUAAGAAAAUAAAUAGUGAUGCAGGAGCUCGCGUGAGUGACUAUGUUGUCAGUGAGUUUGUUCAUGUGGACUUUGAGAAUGGUGCAACAACUACUCACAGAAGAUCUAAGGUUUCUAAUUCAACAUUCCAUCUCACCCAGCUGCAAUGGCACCACAGUCAAUAUGAUUCGAACGUAAUUUGCCAAGAGGAAGCUUGGUUUGACUCAGUGAGUAUUCUGGAGUCUGACUCGGAUGAUGACUUUAUCAGUAUACGCGGAGGUAUUGGCCAUCAGCCUGUAACUACAUAUUACAGAAUGAAAGCCUUGUGGUCAUCUUGUUUGAUUGCAAAACUACUGAAGUAA